AUGCGAGAUUCAAACUACAAAUCCAUCGCAAACAACCGUGCGGCCGUCACCAUCACCACAUCACUUUACGAUCGCCGAGCCCUCGAUGUAACCAGCGACAAGCCUCUCGUGAAUUCGUUGAACCACCUUACUUACCUCGUGUCUUCGCUGGCCAAAGUUCGCGAGACUUUGUCGGCGGAUGGCGGCAUUGAACGCCUCAUUGAAAUUCUCCAUGAAUGUCACAAUCUGGUGUUUAAUGUGGCCGAUACCGUGUUCAACAGCGAGAAAAAGCUCCUCACCGCGUGGAAAUGGACGUUGGCGUUCCAGUGCUUGGUUCUUAUAGGCACUCGUGGAACAGAGGAGAUCCGCCAAAAGGUGGUAAAAGCAGGUAUUCUUCCCAUCCUCGCCACCGUUCUCGAUAACUACCUCACUUUACACGAACGAACGUUUGCCCACGCCAAUAGCCGACCCGCUCCGCCUCUCGAUGCGCGGUCUGACACCUCGAGAAACGGUGACGAUGGUCCGCCUCCAACGGCUUCCGGUAGCAUAUCCAUCGCAAAUUUGGACGACACUUUCCUCAAUACUCAAAACGAAAGAGACAUCUUGCGCUCGCUAGGCACCUCGUACUUGUCAGCCCAGCCGAUGUCGGCGGCUGAUGCGGCCGCUGCUGCCGUGGCUGCAACCUCCAUCUCUGGCCAUGACGAAUCGGCGCCUUUUCUUGCUCAGUCUAACUCGCUCACCAGCGACGAUUACGAUAAUUUAUCCACCGAACAGCUCCUUCAACUUGUUCGCGUGAACCACAAAGCCGCUGACUCCAAGGUGGCCACCACCGUCAACAACGACAUCCGUAGACGCUAUCUUAUCGCCAACAUCGUCAAAAAGUUGCGCGAGGACAAAGAAAGUGACUUGCUCGAUGACCAGUUUGUCAAUGCGGACGACUACGACAUGGACAACGGCCUUCAAUUCUUGUCUAACAUCUACUUGCAGGACGAGCGGUCAUGUGGCCAGAAUCCUUCCACCGCCAGAACGGCUCCUCGUAACUUUACUGACACCGGUGUGAUUAUUCCUUGCGAUGACGACAUCGUGUGGUCGCUUCAGCUCUUGGCAUACAUCUCGAAAUAUCCAUACCUCAAAGACGUCCUUCAAAAAACCCACCUUGUCAUCGAUAUGAGUAUACGUGACAAGCAACUCAAAAUGUACUUGGAAAAGCAGAUGCGACUCAAGGUAAAGAACCACAUGGCAAUAUUGUCUCGCCCCACCAUACGCCCCAAAUCUCGAAAGGCUAAGUUAUCUAGCGGUUUAGAACGGUUUCAGCUGUCAGCCUCAAACUCACCCCAAAUGCUCAAUGAUCUCGACACCAUCGAUGACAUACUCGAUGAAGACAAGUUUGAGCUCGUGGGCAAGGCCGACACAACCGACUGUAUCGCGGAAAAGGCCGAAGUUGACGACGACGACGAUGAGGAUGACGAGGAAGAAGAAGCCGAAAACCAUUUGCUGACGGACGACGACGAUAGGUAUCUUUCGGAAUUGACACAGGGCGGAGACGAAAAUUCUGGCUCAAGCUCGUAUUUGACGAAAUUAUACGACUCGAUAGUCGAUGCCGAGUCGAUUGUCAAUGACUUGGAAAGAGAAGUCACCCUUUUUCAUAUCAGCGAUAAGAUCAACCGCUGCAUUGAAGUUGAAUGCAAACGGUUGAGCAGUGCCAUCGCCAACAAGCGACAAGAGCAAAAGAAAUUUUUGACCCAGAAAUGGGACUACGAUACCUACGAUGGUUUUGACAUCGACGAAACCAGUUUGCACUACUGUGAUUACGACGAGUCGCUCAUUGAGUACAAAACAGUGAAUCUCUUCCCAAUUGUGGAAAAAUUCACUUUUCUCUCCGGUACCGACAUGUACUACUGGUCUGGAGUUAUUAUGCGUAACUCAUGUCGGCGAAACGAUUACCGGGGAGGAGUCAGGCAGUGUGGAAAUUUGGAGUGCGGAAAAUGGGAAUCUUAUCCUCGCGAGUUUCUGAAGUGUCGCCGUUGUAAGCGCACCAAGUAUUGCUCCCGUGAGUGCCAAAUGAGGGCGUGGCACUGCCAUCGCAACUGGUGCAUUCCCAGCACAUCCAGCUCUUCAAGCACCACCGUCACCACCGCUACAGGAGCCCCUGCAGAAGAUGUUGUGCCGAGACCGGCCAACUUGGACUCGUUGCAGUCUAUGCCCUCUGAAACUUCUCAGGACGAAGCGUAA
Molecule: messenger RNA, 2211 nt
Organism: Meyerozyma guilliermondii ATCC 6260
Lineage: Eukaryota; Fungi; Ascomycota; Pichiomycetes; Serinales; Debaryomycetaceae
Gene: MUB1
Product: Mub1p
Exons: 1
Coding region: 1-2211 (736 amino acids)
Biological process (GO): establishment or maintenance of cell polarity; ubiquitin-dependent protein catabolic process
Cellular component (GO): MUB1-RAD6-UBR2 ubiquitin ligase complex
Source: RefSeq, a predicted model, not a curated record